AUGGCCGACCGCAACCUCGCCCAGAUCCUUGCUCAGCUCAAGCACUCUCCAUCCAUGAGCUACUCCGAAGCCAACGCCCUCCUCUCCAAGGCCAAGCUCGCCCUCCUCAAGCUCAACGCCCUCACGCCGUCCCCCAGCACCCCCGCUCCCCUCCUCCCCCUCGCCCGCGAGACCUACGAGCAGGGCGCCCUCUUUGCCAUCCGCGCCCGCAACCCCGACGCCUUCACCCGCUAUGUCCAGCAGCUCCAGCCCUUCUACGAGCUCCCCGCCUCCGUGCUUGCGCCCAAUCUGCCUGAGCGGAACAAGGUCACCGGUCUGAGCCUGCUGCUGCUCUUGACUCAGGGUCGAUAUGCCGAGUUCCACACCGAGCUUGAGAGCUUGGCCAACCGUGAAGGUGGUGGCGGUGAUGUCGAGAGUGACCGAUACUUGGGCUACCCAAUUCGUCUGGAGAGGUGGUUGAUGGAGGGAUCCUACGACCGGGUUUGGAAGGCCAUGAAGAGCAGCGAGGUGCCAUGCGACGAGUAUAGCGUUUUCUCAGAGAUUCUUAAGAACCAGAUUCGCUCCGAAAUCGCCUCCAGCAGCGAGCGCGCAUACCCCAGCCUCCCCAUCAGCUCGACAAAGUCCCUGCUCUUCCUCGACUCGGAGGGCGACGUCAUCUCGUUCGCCCACCACCGCGGCUGGGUCGUCCGCGACGGCCAAAUCUACUUCCCCGACGCUGCUGAGGGCGAGGAUGGCGACCAGAACAAGGAGAUGAGCCAGAUGGUGAUAGAGAAUGCUCUGGGCUACGCCCGCGAGCUCGAGACGAUUGUGUAG
Messenger RNA from Fusarium keratoplasticum, 813 nucleotides. RefSeq lists its product as uncharacterized. The record is from RefSeq and is a predicted model, not a curated record. Bases 1 to 813 code for a protein of 270 amino acids. The transcript is spliced from 2 exons. Gene Ontology annotation, biological process: proteasome-mediated ubiquitin-dependent protein catabolic process. NCBI's taxonomy places the organism in Eukaryota, Fungi, Ascomycota, Sordariomycetes, Hypocreales, Nectriaceae. Gene Ontology annotation, cellular component: cytosol; nucleus; proteasome regulatory particle, lid subcomplex.